GCUAUUGUUAAAGUGGACAAAGAUAAUGACAUGACAGAAAUGGAAGACCCAGAGGAGGGAUACUAUGCAUACAAUGAUUUCACAAAGGGUCUGACAAUGGUAAAAGUUGUUGAUGCUGACAGCUACGUGUGCUACCUUAACCCACUCAACAGAAAUGCCCUAACACCUAAGGCAAUGGAGAGUUAUAUGGAACACCAUCCUGAUGGAGAGGAUUUAAUGUCAAAAGACAGAGAUCUUCCAGAAUACAUGCCAGCUAAAGAAUCAAUCAGUGAUCGCAGAUUUCUGAGCCAGUAUUUUCGAGAAGCUUGUGAGGGAUUCCCCAUUCAUUGGCUCAUUCCUGCGUCACAACAGACAAAUGAUACAGCCGUGAAUAGAAAAACACGUGAUGCAGAUGAUGAUCAAAAAUGUUGCUGUUAUGAAUGCCUCAUUUGCCUUAUCUGCCUUAUUUGUAAAAUCUGCUCUAUUAUUGGGUAGAUGUAAAACUUAUCACCGGUCAGAUGUCAUCAAACUGUCAACAUUAAUGUGAAAGGAAUCCAGCAUCUAGAUUUCUGUGACAAUGUUUCUUAAAUAUCAGGGAAUAGUAGUCAUAUUCCAUUAGGACAAAUCAAGAAGAUAAUAUAGCAAUAUAAUAACCUCAUUUACUAAGAGUGUGUUUAGGUCUUACCACAAUAUCAGCCUGGUCCAUGUCCUCUACCUCCUCAUUGAAGAGUUCCUCACUACUUGCGUCACUAGAGUCGAGAUCUUCCCAUGCUUCCUCCUCAUCUAAUAUGUAAAAAGUAGCACUUAAACACAUUCAUACAUGUACAUAUAGCACAUGUAGGUACAUUUAUACAUGUUCAUGUUUGCGUACCUGUAAAUAUAGCACAUGUAGAUAUACUCCAAGUCAUGUAGAUAAAUUUAUACUUAUACUGUACAUACAUAUAUAGUUCAUACAUGUACAUAUAUCAAUAAUCAGUUGUUUCAAAUGGCCCGAGUUAUGAAGUUCAAUAUACCUUCACUACAGCACAGGUUGGCAGCUAUCUCAAGUGCUAGCUGCUGUGCAAGGAUGCUGUGCUCGACAUCUUGGACCAUGUUCUCGUAUUUUACAUACUGUAGAAAGAAAUAAAAGUAGUGCAUGUAGUUCAAAGUUGUAUGUCAGUAGAACUGCUUUGAAUAAGUUUUCCGUCUUUAAGUGUCCAAACUAAUUUUGUAAAAAUGUCAAUAUGUGUCCAAACUAUAUUGUAAAAAUGUUUAUAAGUGUCCAAACUAAUAUUGUAAAAAUGUCUAUAAUGGGCCAAAAUAAUACUGUAAAAAUGUCUAUAAGUGUCCAAACUAAUAUCGUAAAAAUGUCUAU
Owenia fusiformis is the source of this 1333-nucleotide messenger RNA. NCBI's taxonomy places the organism in Eukaryota, Metazoa, Annelida, Polychaeta, Sabellida, Oweniidae. The record is from the annotation of a GenBank genome assembly.